AAUGUACCGUAAUGUAAUAGGAUGUAAAAACUCUUCAAUCUAAAUCUAUUUGAUACAAGACGUAUGUAUUCGUGGUGUUGGUAUAAUAGAAACGACGCCAUUAGCUGAGGUGUGCAUCGAAAACGGAACAGGAACCAACUGCAUUUGAUCUCAGAUACCGUGUAUUAGAUCUUAAACCUUAUUCUUUACCAUGUUACGAUACCUCUACACUUAAAAUAGGAAAGGCGGACCUGUGCGCUAUGUAAGAAGUCACUAUUAUUAUUAACAAGUUUCUAUAAAUGUGAGUAUGGCGGAUGCUGGUAACACUGCAGUUCCAUCAUCUUCUACGACUCCUUCAGGAACUGUGGCUGAUGAUGUCGGUGAUUCGAUUGAACCCCCAGCCGUCCAAACGAAUGUCGCUGGCACGCUCACCGACAUCGAAAGCAUGAUCGAUGGAGGAGCGACGACGGCCGACGGCACGGUCAUCCCCAAAGAAGUCAUCCGGAACACGGCCUGUAUCAUAUUCGGCGACUUCGCGGCGACGUUCAUCGCGUAUACUGUCGUCACUAACAUCGGCAUUUUCGGGAAGGACUUCCUCCACCUCGACCUGCGCGACGUCGAGGAGUGGAACCUGAUUGUCGUCGGGAUCGAUGCCGUGUUCUUCCUGCUUGCGGGAUGCUUUACCGAUUGGUAUGGAGGCUCAUAUGCAGCGAUGCAUAUAUACGGCAUCGUUUGCUUUCUAGGAUCCUGUAUUCUGCCUCUACUCACCUUCAAUUGGUCUGUCUUUGGUCCUGCCUACGGGAUACCAGUCCAAGGUCGCCGAGUUCUGUUUUACCUUGCCCGAAUAACCAUAGGGUUAGGUUUCUCAGGUAUUUAUGUGACGGCUCCCCCUUUUGCAGCGAGACAGCUAGAGGCUUACGGGAAGGCAUCCGUUCAGAGCUGUUUUCAUUAUAUAUACACCGUGGUUCAGUUUGCUCCUCUGAUUGUCCUCACGAGUAUAUCCUUCAUACAACUGAACGUAUCCUUCUUCGUUGGGUACCUCGUCAUCUUGACUGUCAAUGUCCUCACCAUGGUAUUCUUCAAGUAUGCCAGAAGCAUAUUCAUACAGGGCAUCCCUGAUAAGGGCAAGAAGACCGCCUUGGUCCUGAAAACAGCGGCCCAAGCUGUUAAAACAAAAGUCACAACGAGAACAUCUUGCUGUAGUUCCAACUGCUGUCCCAACCUCUGGUCCUCGAUCCAAACGACAGAUGACGAAAGUGUAGAGCUCCUGAGGAAGGGCGCCCUCACGGACUCCUUGCCGACUGCGGAUGCUGCUGAAGCGGAGGACACGCAUGCAACAACAGUCGAUCCCUUGGGAAGUACAGCGGUUGACAUAUCUCGCACCAAUGGAUCAUCACCAACUCCAGCAGUAUAUGGUACCUUGGAACUGGAUAUAGCAGGAGUUACAGGGCAUCAUCCUGAAACGGUUCGACGAGCACUCUGGGUCUGCUACGCAAUAGUUUUACUCUCCUGUGAAUUCCCCUAUAGCAUUGUGAGAUAUCAGGUGUCCACUUCCUUCGUAAGUCAGGCGGAGCGCAUGAAGCCAACGAUCCUAGGGCAGGUGGUGGAUUCGUCUCUCCUUCAGCGCUACUUACCGGUGUUAGGCAUCACACUGGCUCCCCUCGUGAACGUUUACAUCUAUCCCUACAUCAGUAAACGAUUCGUCACCCUAACUAUGCCCUUCCGAACAAUAAUUGGUCUCGUCUUCGCCACCCUUUCUGUCCUGUCGGCGGCCAUCGUGGAAACAGCCCGGCUGACAUUCAUCGACCGAGGGAACUUUACCCUUGAGGACGUCAACGGUCAGACGUUGGAGCUUUCGGACCUAUCACUCGACGCCCUCAUCCCUCAGUACUUUUUCAUGGGUGUGGCCGAUGUUUUCAUCUUCAUCACCGGUCUUGAAUUCGCUUUCACUCAGUCUCCUUGCUCGAUGCAGACUGUCGUCACAGGUAUCUUCUUGUUCUUCGAGGCCACUGGUCGAAUAGCUGCUACAUUACUUGUACCACUUAUUAACACCAUCACAGCAGCUGAUCCAUGGUAUCCUCCAGAAAUCAACCAUGGACAUCUGAAUUUAUACUUCCUUGUCUUGACCGGUAUAAGCCUGACCAAUCUCAUUAUUUUCUGUCUGUUUGAGAAAGGGUAUGAGAUCGUCGACGAGCAACUAUGUCCGGACGACGUACAUACGGUUGGCGAAUCGACAGGGACGACGACGACGUCGAAAACAACACCUUCUGGAACACUAUCUGCAAAUACCAAUCAAUCUCAGACAUCUACUCCAUUAUCGACGUAACAACUGGGGUGCGGGGGAAUUUUAAGUUACAAAUAGGCAAUCAUUUUCACCGCCGCGUCUGAGUUUUAACUCCAUUGUGGAGUAUGUUGACCUGUCAUUAAACAACUUACGUUUAAUACUGGGCGGGAAGCGACGCGGGCUGGAACGUUCCCGAGAAGGCCUAAUAACACGAUAUGAUUCCAUUGAACAAAACUAACCAAACAAAUCGAUUGCCCAUCCACCGGAUGUCAGAUAGAAAAUUGUGCAUUCAUCUACUACUACUACUACUACUACUACUACUACUACUACUACUACUACUACUACUACUACUACUAGUGCUACUACCACUACCACUGCGUUGCCAUAGUUCUCAAAGAACCAUCGGCAUUCUCUUGUAUGCAUUUUCUCUCUAUCCAAUACCUGAUAUCAAACUGUUAAGAAUGACUUUAAGAACGACCGGUGAACUUUAAUAACAAUGAUAAUAAUAACAAUGAUAAUGAUAAUAAUAAUAAUGAUAAUAAUAAUAAUAAUAAUUAUAAUUAUAAUAUUAAUAAUAGCUUGCUUUUAUAUAGCGCUUUUCCUAUAGACUGCUCAAAGGGCUUUCCAGCAUAUCAUUACCCCCGUCAUUGGAUUCAUGUCAAUCCCGCACAAUAACUUCGCAUCCUAUCGGGUACCCAAUUAACACCUGGGUGGAGAGUGGCAAAUGCAGAUCAACGUCUUGACAAAAGAAGCUAGCGCCAAGUGGAACAUUUUAUGGUGAAUAUCAUUUACCUCAAGCAAGGAUCACCAGUCGUUCUUAGUGUCAUUACAAGAACAGUUUAAUGAAACGAUUCGGUGUAAAAAUGACAAAUGUAAAAAUGGCAGAGGUAAUAAUAGCAGAGGUAAUAAUUACCUCUGCCAUUUGUACCUCUGCCAUUUUCACCUCUGCCAUUUUCACCUCUGCCAUUUUUACCUCUGCCAUUUUCACCUCUGCCAUUUUUACCUCAGCCAUUUUUACCUGGCACCUUAUGAAACGGCCCGUCGUCCUAUAGCCUUCCUUUCACUUCGCCAUCCACCGCCAUUUGGACUAAAAUAUUCUGGUGGUAUCACAGGCCUAAUUCAUUCCCCAUAGACUCGUGUGUUAAAUUGGCACUUUAAAAAAUUCAUAAAAAAUAAGGAUGAAAUUCGGGGGUCGAAUGUUUACUACCAGUGGAUAGGAUAUAUGUCUGGCAAUCCAUAUCUGACCAGAAAAGGGUCCCUCGACCGGCUCAUUUUAAAAAUAAAUUGGCGUGUUUGAAGACACCGUCGGGGGGAGCAGAUUCAUCACCUCAAACAGCAAAAUAGCCCUAAUCCUUCCGCCAGUCAGAAUAUAGUCCAGAAUUGGUGAUAUUUCUUCCCAAUUUGGGAAAAGGAAGUUCAGUAAUUACCAAAAACAGAAUCAGUGUUAGAUGGACAAUCAUAUGCAUACACUUUGUCAAUCAGCCAUAUCAAAAUAAAAAAAAUAGCAAUGGGUUGGCUCGAAUGAAUAUCUAUGGCCUGCCUCUAGUGAUUAGGCCCGUGAAGCCUGUAUUGUAUGGCACAUGAAGGUUUCUUUUUAAUUUACCUUCCUGGCUUUUCUUUAACAUCUGUACACUCACUUUAUCACAAAGAAAUGCAUGAAAUAUACAGAUGUGUUAUGUAAUGACCAAUUUUAAUGUUACUCCUAAUGUCUAGUGCCCUAUGGAUUUACACACAUCAUACCUGCCUAUAUGUAGCUCAACAAUGGAUGCAACUUAGGGCCCAGAUCCUAUAAUGCAAAUUGUAGAUAUGAAUAGUGUGCAUAUCUGGAUUCAAGAUCUGCCCAAAAUAUAAAUACCAGAUUCACAUGAGUUAAAUUAGAUAACAAUAAAAAGAAAUGAGAAUCAACAUACAAGCAUACUAUACAUUCACAUCUUCCUAUGACAAGGGCCCAAGCCAAGGGAUGUAAGAGAGAGAGACAGGGAGAGAGGGGGGUUAGAUGGCUUGUAUUCUAAAUGGAUGGGGGCUAGUCUGGCUAGAAGUCAGUAAAAGUUGAACAAGAUAGCAGUAGCACUC
Molecule: messenger RNA, 4336 nt
Organism: Lytechinus pictus (painted urchin)
Lineage: Eukaryota; Metazoa; Echinodermata; Echinoidea; Temnopleuroida; Toxopneustidae
Product: solute carrier family 15 member 3-like
Exons: 8
Coding region: 287-2305 (672 amino acids)
Biological process (GO): transmembrane transport
Cellular component (GO): membrane
Molecular function (GO): transmembrane transporter activity
Source: RefSeq, a predicted model, not a curated record